UUGCCAUGGGAUUUGUGUCAAUAAUCUGAAGGCAAGUGGUUAUAAAAGAAGACCACAGCGGACAACUAACUAAAUAAUAAACGCCAUUCUACUUUUUCGGGUCAGAAAAGCGCUGUAAAAGAAAUCUACCAUGGCCAAGAUGAUGUCAACAAGAGACCCCUAUCCAUUUCCAAGAAUGCAAAAUGAUGAUAACUUUUAUGGAACAGGAGUUUCACAGGUAGAACCAUACAGUGAACCAACUCAUGUUGCACAAACUGCUGACCCAUGGAACAGAUUAAAUUCAAAACACACUUUAUGUAGUUCUCGGAGAGAAAUUUAUCACAAUGAUCCUGCAGCACCAAGAGACAGUCUUGAUUUUAUUUUAAAAACACAAUAUGAUCAACAUGCUGAGUUAUUUAGAAAUAGAAAUGAAACUUUAUUACAGCCUGAAACCCUCAACUUAGAUCAUGGUCGUACAUUGAAAAAUCGUGAAGUAAUUAUACCAAAAGAACCAUUAAGAAUGAACCACCCACUUAGUGUCACAGAACAGAACAAAAAAGAUAGUAUACAUAGUGUUAAAAACGCAAUAGAGAGUCAUCAUUCACAACAAACUAAUAAAGGAUAUUCCCGAAAGCCAGAUGGGGGCUUUUUUAAUAUUUAAUUAUUAGAUGUUUUAACUAGCUUGACAGUUUAACUACUUUAAACACAUCAAUUAUGCAUUAUGUAAAUAUUUACAUAUUCUUUGAGCACAGAUUAACAAUCUAACAUUGACUGCUUAUGAAAAUAAUUAGAUGACAAUUGAGUUUAGUAAGUAGAUGAUAUGACUAUGUGCCAAACUCUUUUUGUUAAUAUCACUAAAAGGCUUUGGGGCUAUUCUUUUUUGAAUAACAACCUAGUGACACCUAUGUAACAUACAUAUGAAUGCAUUAUGACGAGUGAAGUGGGUCUAGUUCCAUAAUAGACUACUAGGCAGACAGAAGGGGGUCGCUGUAUAUCGUAAUUGAAAAAUUCCAUAUCAUCAGUUUAUGCACAGUAAAAUUACAAGAAUACAUAUUUGGUUAAAGGGUUAACCAAAAACGCUUAACCCCUAAAUAACUCAUGGCGAUAACUUUCUCUGAGUGCUAUUCAACAAAGAACAGCCUCAAAAUACUUGGUUAUAUUAAUAUUAAUGAGUAACAUCAUUUAGAACAUUUUGGAAGAUACAUUUUGGAACUUUGAUACAUUUGUAGAAUUUCUUUCAUAAAUACUUGUGGUUCUUCAAAUAUUUCUAUUAACUAAAUUAAAAUUUAACAAAUGACGAGUAGUUCUUUAGUAGAUACUCUUUAAAUAGAACUUCUUUUGUUCAACUAACUUAACUAGUUAUUUUUUUUUUUUACUAACCAUUAACAGAAAGUCCUCACAGCGCUGCUACAAAUGGUGGAUAUUCACGUAAGCAUGAUGGUGGAUGUUACAGUAUUUGAAAUUUAUUCACAGAACUUUUAUAAUGAACCGGAGAAGAAUUUUGCAUUAUUUGGAGAAUUUUCUGAACUGAAGAUUACAUUUUCAACAUAAUUUUUUAAUGACUGCUCCCAAUUCAAAUAUCUGAAACCUUUGAUGAAAUGGAUAUCAGAAGAGCGUUGAGAAUAAUUUGUAAUGUUUUCUUUUUUGUAAAAGUAAAGAUCUUGCGGUUUGCGACUUACUGAGAAAAUAUGGUGAAUUUUGUCUGGGUACAAAGCAAUAACUUAUUCUCUAUAAUUGAUAGUAUUAAAAGUUUGAUUCAUAAAAUUUAUGUUUUAAAAUAUUUUUUACAUUUAUAUUGUUGAUUUAUUUAUGAACUUAUUUAGUUUAUAUUAUAUAUAUAUAUAUUACGAGCUGAUUUAAAAUACAUUUUUGAUAUUACAUGUAUAUAUAGAUCCCUGUUUAUUGGCCAUUAACCCUUUCUCCGGUCCUUAUUUUUCUUCCAAUUUGAUGUAAUGUUUAAAGUAAUAUAUAUUUCAUAUUAUAUGAAUCCCUGUUUAUUUUCUAUUUUAAUACCGGUAUACAUUAAACCUUGGUUCUUCCAAAAGGUAAAUUAAUGUUUAAAGUAAUAAUUAUUUUAUACCUACAGUAUUUUUCAAUCCUAAGCAUUAUCCCUGGUUAUAUAUUUAGAACACUAUUAUGGAUGUUGUAAUUUUAUCUAGUAAUUGUUGUUAUUUACAUAAUGUAGAUGCUGUCAAGUUUUCACUGUGAUAUAUAUAUUCUUACAUUUAAUGUAUAUAUAAUUCAUAUUUAUCUUGAUUAUGCAUAAUAA
Patella vulgata (common limpet) is the source of this 2248-nucleotide messenger RNA. RefSeq names its product protein CFAP276. Bases 131 to 640 code for a protein of 169 amino acids. NCBI's taxonomy places the organism in Eukaryota, Metazoa, Mollusca, Gastropoda, Patellidae. The transcript has 4 exons. The record is from RefSeq and is a predicted model, not a curated record.